CCGACCGAUCGUGUCUUCUGUGGAACGUGAGAAAUUUCGGUCAAUGUUUGUUUUGCCAUGGGAUGCGAAAAAGUGAAAGCACGUUUUUUGCGGUAUGAAAGUAUAGACAGUAUACUUCAAUCAUUACACCUACGUGAGAUUGAGCUCGAAGAUGAAUGUUUUGAAAACAAGUUUUUAAAGGGAAAGUAAUAUUAAUAAAGUUUAUGCAAUUUUGUGAAACAAACCUAUCAUGAAUGUAGGCAAACCUUCUAACUUGCAUAAUACUCGUAUAUCUGGUAUCGAAUGAACUAAUUAUUAUAUUUUAUACGUAGAUGUAUACAAUUUUUUAACAUCUAAUCGAUUAUAUACAGUUGGUAAAAUUAAAAUUUACGAGUAUUUUCUCGAGUAUUUAGUAUUAUAUAGAUAUGGAACCAAUUAAGAGUUUCUGACCCUGUCAAAGCCUCGUAUUUUUAAUUUGCUGAAUAUUAAAAAUUAUAAUUAGGUACUCACUUGGUUUCAAAUUGUUGCAUAGAUUACCGAAAUUAUUACGCAAAAUGAAAAAACUUAGAUGUUUUAAAAUUCAAGUUCACAGUAUCGAAUCCAAUUAGAUGGGGAGGAUAAGCCUUGGGUGAUCGAAAGUGUCCUUGCUUGAAAGGGAGGAAACUAUUCUUUCAAUGGGGCUUGAAUAACUUCUUAAUAACUUGCCAAGCAUUAGGUAGAAAAAUAUCUCGAUACUUUGAUUUUGUAAUAUAAUGGUGUGUUAAUGAUAAUUAUAAAUGAUCUUAGUCGGCCUUAAUGUAAAAAAAAUAAUAUUUACCGACUGCAAAAUGCAACCUUGCUCUAUACAAUUAACAUUUAGCGGAAGUUGCGUUGAAAUAAUGAAUAUUGCAAAUUUUGUGUAAUUUUUCCUAUUUAUAGUUACAUUAUAUCGUCGGUGCGUAACUUUGAUUUACUUAUAUUAUUUACUAGUUAAUUUGAGGCACAAUUUGCUUAUAGUACCUAACUACAGCUAAAGUUUAAUCAUUUAAAAUGGAUCCUUUCUCAGUGGCCUUCCAGUGAGCCUCAAAAGUAUCGUCUGUUGUCCUAAACCGCGAUACAGGUUAUGCACUAAUGCACUUUUAAAAUGUAAGUAAUUGGGUCAAUUAUAAAAAACGCAUGCGCUGUGCAUACGCUAUUCGUAAUGCAUCCUCAUUUUUACAUUCCUUAAAUGAUUUACAGAAUGUUGUCGACUUUCUUGCAGCAUUAUGCAAUCUACUAAUUUAUUGAUUGUGUUUAAAAAACAUUUCGUAUCUCUUAAAAGGUUGUAAACCUUUUUUGCAUAUUUCGGUCAAUUCGUCACACGUUUCUUUCAUUAAAGCAACCGAUCUACUAUGGUUAGGUCAAGAAUAUUUUCAAUAGAAAAACUGCGUAAACAGUGUUUUAGAACGAAUGCCUUAAAUUGAUGGAAAUACCACGAAUGAGCUUAUAAAUUGUGAUGGGGGUUAGUUAGACUAAUGAAAAAGGGGGAAAAUAUCGAUUUCAGACACUACGGCAACAUAGUAAAAUUAUUAUGAGUUAUCUAAUCAGAGUCCUACGCGAUCUGUAAUGAGACAUAAUGUUCUAAGCAUAAUUUUUUUAAUAAUUGUCCUUAUAUCUUAGUGGUUACAAUUUAAAAAUAUUAUUUUUUAAUCCAUUUGGUAACAAUAACAUUUUUAUCUAACCCAUUAAAAAUUGCAAAAACAAGAAAGCAAAGAUGCCAAAAUGAUGGCGAACCUGUAAAAUAAGUUGUGCGUAAUUAAAGUAAUAGUAGGUAUUACAUGUAAUUUGAAAAAAAAUAAGGAAACUGAAAUAAAAUAUACUAUAUUCUACGAUAUUAAGUACUUUUGUGGAGUUUACUGUUGUGAUUUGUAUUUAAAAAUAUUCGUGAUAAUAUAUCAAGUACAGAUACCGGCAAACAUCUUGAACAAAUGUCCUUGCCUGCGCACAAGCGAUUUUUAGGUAUCACUGGGAGGGCGGGCAGCGGCGGGAGAAUGGCGUGUCGAUCGCGUGAUUGGUAAAUCAGUUGACGUUUGUGUCGAUGCGCAAACUUUCCCCCACUCCCUUGUUUAAUGCUGAAGAAGUUUGCCGGUAUCUGUAUAAACCAGUACUUAGGUAAUUGAGGUAUGAAGUCAUACUAAAUGCACUCUUUUGUGUCUACGCAUGUCGAUAGAUGCAUUAAUGUGAUACAUAUUGUAAGUGCGUGUGUAGAUGUGUAAGUAUAUGCGCGAAUGUACAAUGUUACUUGAAAUAAAAUAUAACGAAUCGAAUUAUUUAUAUCAUUGCUCCCAACCAUUUUUCUUGCUCAACUUAUUGUGGACUGUUUAUGUGCGGUUAAAAAUAUUUAAUUGUGCGUUACAAGUAAAAAAUAAAUAUAUAAAAAUGGUUAUCGACAUCGUAAUCGCCCUCAAUUUAAACUAGAGUCAAAUGUGCCUGAAACCAGUCUACGAAUAACACGUCACACCGAUUGUAAACAGCUAACGACCAAUUAACAGGCUAACUGUAGCAAAAACAGUUACUACCAUGAAGAUUAGUAGAGCGCAACGUUGACGUGAACCAGAAUAUUGGUGUAUUCUGGUAUCGAAUAUGGCCAAUCUAUUCAUCCUCAUCCUUGCAUCGACAUUCUAUUUCACUCUCUCCUUUACGCCUCUAUCGAAGGAAGAGCAGAUACAAAACUUCAAUAAAUUGAACGACGACGUGGAACCGUUUAGAAGGAAUUUAACCGAAUGUGCGCGACAAGUCAAGGCUUCGAUGGUAGACGUUGAAAAUUUCCUUAAACGAAUCCCACAGUCGUCCGCGCAGGGUAAGUGCUUCGUCGCGUGCAUUUUGAAACGCAAUAAAAUCAUUGUCAAGAACGAAAUCAGCAAAGAGAAUCUUUUAGAAGUAAACCGAGCCGUAUACGGAGACGAUACAGAAGUGAUGAUCAGGUUAAAGUCUGCGAUAGCGGAAUGCAGUGAUGUCGUAGAAGGAAUUUUCGAAAUAUGUGAAUAUGCAUCUAUAUUUAACGACUGCAUGCACAUGAGGAUGGAGCAUAUAUUGGACAAAGUGACAAUGGAGAGGAGAAUGGAAACGUUGGGACAAAUGACAUCCGACCCGGACAUCUGGACGGAGGAAGAUGACGAAAUUUUGAAAUUAGUCAAAGAUGAAUUGUAAGCGCCCGUUUAUAAGUUAUAGCAAAAUAGACGAAGUCAAUAUGACUCGAGCGAUUGCGUGACCCAGCGCAGGCACUCGAAUCGCCUCUUAAUUUAUUAUUGUUUUAACUUUUGCUUUAGGGACUUUCAUUGUAAUAACGAAAUUGAUGUAGGUAUGUUACCGAAAUAAAAAAUCAUGAUACAUGCAUAAAAGAUUUAUUAACAAAUUAAAAAAAUGCUAAUCAUAUACGCGAUAAAUACAUAUCGUAAUCAUUUGUAUAUGUACAUCUUUUGCAAGAUUUCUACUGACAUUCAUUCACAAGUAGCGAAAAUAUUUACAGACAGACAAAAAUAAAAUCGUAAUGGAAUGAAGUUUACGUAUAGAAAGAAACCGAAUUAUCAUUUUAUUUUAAUUAUAAAUUAAUUCUUUACUUGUAAUAUGACAUUACAAGAAGAGGAAGAUUGUAUAUGCUUUUAGUGUUUAACUAAAAAACUAGAAUGAAAUUUCAA
Molecule: messenger RNA, 3635 nt
Organism: Pieris napi
Lineage: Eukaryota; Metazoa; Arthropoda; Insecta; Lepidoptera; Pieridae
Gene: Obp2
Exons: 1
Coding region: 2581-3147 (188 amino acids)
Molecular function (GO): odorant binding
Source: RefSeq, a predicted model, not a curated record